CUCUCUAAAAUCCAAAAUUCGCAAUCAAUCUGUCUCUCUCAGAUCUCUCUUUUAUUUAUAGUGUUAGAUUAAGAACGAUGGCGGUGCCGAUUGUGGAUUUUCCGAUCUUCAUUCUGGUGAGGAUCGUCGGCGUCAUAGUCGCCGGACUCGUCAUUACAUGGAGUGUUCAUUACAGAGGAGGAUUAGCUCUCAUAGCGGAGAACAAAGAUCUCAUAUUCAAUGUGCAUCCUGUCCUAAUGGUUAUCGGACUAGUGCUUAUAAAUGGGGAAGCAAUGUUAGCUCACAAGACAAUCGAUGGAACAAAGGGACUUAAGAAAUUAGUUCAUCUAACAUUGCAAUUCCUGGCUUUCUGCUUGAGCCUAAUUGGUGUAUGGGCUGCUUACAAAUUUCACAAUGACAAAGGCAUUGACAAUUUCUACAGUCUCCACUCUUGGUUAGGGCUAGCUUCUCUAUUCUUAUUUUCCAUCCAGUGGGCUGCGGGAUUUAUGACAUUUUGGUAUCCUGGUGGUUCGAGAAAUGGAAGAGCUGCUUUAUUGCCAUGGCAUGUAUUUUUCGGUGUUUAUACUUAUGCUUUAGCAGUUGCAACUUGCACUACUGGAAUUCUAGAGAAAGUUACUUUUCUGCAAAGCAGUAAGGUGAUAUCGCGAUAUUCUGUUGAAGCAAUGUUAGUGAAUUCUUUGGGUGUUUUGAUUGUUGUUUUGGGCGGUUUAGUAAUUCUCGCGGUUGUUUCUCCUGUAACCUCAAAAGGUGACAUUCUUAGAGAGUAAGGAGAAGGUUAAAAUAUAUUCAACAGGAAUAGUUGUGUUUUUUUUUACAGAAAGUAAACUAAUGAUUGUAAAAGAUUACAAAUGAGUAAUAAAAUGUUUGUAUUGUCAAGU
Impatiens glandulifera is the source of this 878-nucleotide messenger RNA. Its product is annotated as transmembrane ascorbate ferrireductase 2. The record is from RefSeq and is a predicted model, not a curated record. Bases 78 to 767 code for a protein of 229 amino acids. Gene Ontology annotation, molecular function: oxidoreductase activity. The transcript is spliced from 4 exons. NCBI's taxonomy places the organism in Eukaryota, Viridiplantae, Streptophyta, Magnoliopsida, Ericales, Balsaminaceae.